CUGCUCGCUAGAAGGAUUUUACAACAUAUUACUAUUCGUUGUGUUACCCUAAUAUGCUGAAUCCAUUUGUGUUGCCAGUAAACUCCACUGCGGGGUGAACAGCAAUGUUCCCGCAGAAAUAUAUAUUUGGUUAGCAGACGGACUAUUGCCUCUAAUUACACGCCAAGAACACCUAAACUUGGCGAAAAGUAUUCUCCAAGACUCAAGAUUGCAUAUGAAACGCGUCUAGUUUGUAGAGGAAGGAGUGGCUGCGUGAAGCAUCAUGUUGGAGAUCGUCGGAUGCGCCAAGCACCUCACAAGAAAAUUUUCACGCCUUACACCAGACAAGCUGCAGGCAGCGCCACACUCCACACUUACCCUCUCAACACCCAGAUAUAUUGAAUCAGCGAUUAGAAUCAUAGAAGUACGCUCUUUCCAUCACAACAUUUACACCUCAAGGCCGCCAAUAAAGCAACACCAGACAUUCGCUCCCUCAACAAUGGCGACAGACACAAAGCCCCUCCGCUUCGCCGAUGUAGCGAUAACCUACACGGCCGACCAGUUCCAAGGCAUCUAUCGCGGCAAACAAUACCACACCUGCGACUUCGGGGAAGUCAUCCAGCGGGCCAAAGCCUACAACUGCGAAAAGAUGAUGUUAACGACUAUGAACCUGGAAGGAUUCCACCGCAACCUGAAACUCGUCCGUCAACACCCAGAAACAUGCACUUUAACACUAGGCGUGCACCCGUACCACGCAGGAGAGAUUUACGCCUCCACCAAUGAAGCAUCCUAUCUCUCCCAGAUCCGCGAACUAGGCCAAACCCUCCUCCGCGAGGAGAACUCCCCGUUGGUAGCAUUCGGCGAAAUCGGACUGGACUACGAGUACCUCGACCGCGCCGACAAGGAGACGCAGAUUCGCGCAUUCAAGGAUCAACUCGAUCUAGCAGUGGAAUUCCAACUCCCGUUGUUCCUGCACGUUCGGGAAUCCUGUGCCGAUUUCAUCGAGAUUAUCCGUUCGUAUCUACCCCGGUUACCUAAGGGCGGACUGGUUCAUUCCUUUACUGGCUCUGUGAGCGAGAUGCGGCAAUUAACCGAUGAGCUGGGAUUGAAUGUCAGUGUGAAUGGGGUAUGUUUUCGGACGGAGGAGCAAUUGGAGAUGGUGAAGGCGAUUCCUUUGGAGAAGUUGCAGUUGGAGACGGAUGCGCCGUGGUGCGAGGUGUUGAGUGGGGAUGAGAAGAUUGCGCCAUUCUUGGAGAAGGCGAGGGAAAUGCCACCGGUGAGGAAGCACAACAAGUUUAUCUCGGGGCAGAUGGUAAAGAACCGUAACGAGAGCUGUUUCAUGGAGAGGGUAGCGAUGGUGGUUGCGGGGGUAAAAGGGAUAUCAGUGCAGGAGGUGGCGGGUGCAGCGUGGGAGAAUAGUGUCAGGAUGUUUGGGUUGGGGGUACGGCAGUAGGUCAGCUGUACUUGAGGAGAGAUGUGUAUGUAUAUAGAAC
Aspergillus neoniger CBS 115656 is the source of this 1472-nucleotide messenger RNA. RefSeq names its product TatD family hydrolase. Bases 479 to 1432 code for a protein of 317 amino acids. The record is from RefSeq and is a predicted model, not a curated record. NCBI's taxonomy places the organism in Eukaryota, Fungi, Ascomycota, Eurotiomycetes, Eurotiales, Aspergillaceae. Gene Ontology annotation, cellular component: cytosol. The transcript is spliced from 2 exons. Gene Ontology annotation, molecular function: 3'-5'-DNA exonuclease activity.